This is a messenger RNA of Gongylonema pulchrum, 587 nucleotides long. The record is from the annotation of a GenBank genome assembly. Lineage: Eukaryota; Metazoa; Nematoda; Chromadorea; Rhabditida; Gongylonematidae.
AUGGGUGCGGAUGAGCCGCGAUUUCGCGUGCUUCACGUCAGCAACAUAUCGAUGACGGCAACGCGUGAGCAGAUCUAUCAGCUGUUCGCCUUCAUUGGUCGCAUCGAUGAAUUCAAGAUUUACCCUUCUGAUAAUCAUCCACAAUUCUCGACAUUUACUCAGAAAUUUGCGUACGUUAAAUUUGAAGAUCAGAAGUCGGUGGAAGUGGCGCAGCAUCUCACCAACACUGUCUUCAUCGACCGAGCACUGGAGACGGCACUGAAGACAGGCGGCCCGGCAUGGCCUGGCCAACGCCAGCUGCCCCCAAAUGUCACUAAUCAAAUUCAGGAUUUAGGCGAUGGACAGCAAAUGUUGCUUACAGUGGACCCGACACUGGCGGCGCUUGGAUUACCACCGUAUCCGGCACUGAGCGCAAAUACGGAGCCAUCAAAAGUGGAAGAAAUUCGUCGAACAAUCUAUGUUGGUAAUAUUCCGAAAGAAUGCGACAGCGAAGAAAUUAUGCGAUUUUUCAAUGACAGCAUUGGCGAGGCAAGCUCAUUUUUCUCCUACAUUUCGCACAUCACCCUAUUUUUUCUUUACUUUUAACG